AUGCCUGCGCUGCGCGUAAAAGCCCCGAGCAAACCUCCGCCCGCGGACUUCGAGGAAAGGCUCCGCCGCUUUGGCUUCGCCGUGAGUGGCGCGGCGUCGGUGCUCUGCUGCCGAGCGCUUCUGCUCGGGGAGCUAUUCCCCCCUCCCGUCAACGGGCAGAGAGGAUCGGGGCACUCGGCCCGGGGGCGCCCCCUUGCCUAUCCCCGUCUUGCUGUGAGAGCGGUGGAUGAGGCCGGUAUGAACCUUUUGGACCAGUCGGUGAUCAAGAAAGUGCCCAUCCCUUCGAAGGCCAACGGGACCACCAUCUCUACCCUGACCAUGAAUAAAGACACCCUGAUAGGAGGAGUAACCAAUCCAAAUGAAGUCUUCUGCUCUGUUCCUGGACGAUUGUCCCUCCUGAGUUCCACCUCCAAGUACAAAGUGACAGUCGGCGAGGUUCAGAGGAGGCUCUCACCCCCCGAAUGCCUCAAUGCUUCUCUCCUUGGUGGUGUCCUUCGGCGGGCAAAAUCUAAAAAUGGUGGAAGAUGUUUAAGGGAAAGAUUGGAAAAGAUAGGUUUAAAUCUACCGGCCGGGAGGCGCAAAGCGGCGAACGUCACCUUGUUAACGUCACUGGUGGAAGGGGAGGCUGUUCAUCUCGCUCGAGAUUUUGGUUACGUCUGCGAAACAGAGUUCCCGGCCAAGGCUGCAGCUGAAUACCUCUGCCGCCAACACUCGGACCCCAGCGAGCUCCACACCCGGAAAAACAUGCUCCUAGCGACUAAGCAAAUCUGCAAAGAGUUUGCUGAUCUGAUGGCUCAAGAUCGCUCACCCCUGGGAAACAGCCGCCCAUCACUCAUCUUGGAACCGGGAGUCCAAAGCUGCUUGACGCACUUCAGUUUAAUAACCCAUGGUUUUGGAGGGCCGGCGAUCUGUGCGGCUCUCACAGCAUUCCAGAACUACUUGGUGGAGUCCCUCAAAGGGCUUGACAAAAUGUUCAUGAACAGCACAGGCAACGGUCACCCAGUUGGUGACUCCAAAACCUCAGAAAAGGAUGUUAAGCAUCGGAAAUGA
Molecule: messenger RNA, 1050 nt
Organism: Python bivittatus (Burmese python)
Lineage: Eukaryota; Metazoa; Chordata; Lepidosauria; Squamata; Pythonidae
Source: RefSeq, a predicted model, not a curated record